Messenger RNA from Salvia miltiorrhiza (redroot sage), 588 nucleotides. Its product is annotated as probable disease resistance protein At1g59620. The record is from RefSeq and is a predicted model, not a curated record. Bases 1 to 588 code for a protein of 195 amino acids. Lineage: Eukaryota; Viridiplantae; Streptophyta; Magnoliopsida; Lamiales; Lamiaceae. The transcript has a single exon. Gene Ontology annotation, molecular function: ADP binding.
AUGGCUUACAAUCUUCAAUCUCUCAUCACCAUCCUCCAAGGGAUUCUGGAUCCCCAACAAACACUCUGGAUUCUUGAACCUGAUCAGAAACCACAACUCCAAUCCCUCCUCCAAAAAGCUUCUUCCCUGCAGCAGAUUCUCGAAAAAUCUCCACCACUCACCAAAAUACCAAGCUUGGAGUGCCAAAUCAGAGACGUAGCAAAUGAAGCAGAAGACAUCGUUGAAUCUCACAUGGUUGAAGCAAAUGAAUCUUACAUGCUUGAACGACUGUUUUCGAUGCCAGAAGAAGAAGAAGACACGACACCAGAUGUGCUGACACCAGAUGUGACACAAAAACUUGAUUCUGUGAUCGAACAAGUCGUGAAGCUCGUGGAGGUGGAGACAAACAAGAAGCCGACUGGCAGCUCAUGGAGUGGUGAUGGUGCUUCUUUCUCGAGUUCGAAGAGCGUGGUGGUGGGAGUUGAUGAAGAUCUGAAGCAGUUGCAGGAUCGGCUGACCGGGAUGCAGAGCAAGCUGGAGAUCCUGCCCAUCGUGGGUAUGGGUGGUAUAGGUAAAACCACUCUUGCUCGAAAACUUUAUCAAGAGUAG